AGGUGUAGUGUCUAGGAUGUCAAGCACACUAGUGUAGUUCUAAAGACAGGUUUCACUUUGCGCCACGGAAGACAGUGCGGGUUGAAGACUUUGGGAAUGUCAGAUUCGUGGAGGAUAGUCUAACCGACUUGGAAAGUUUGGGAAAGGAUACCUCCAGAGGAACUGGACUACCCGGGAUACUCAGAGCGACUUUUAGGUGCAUCGGCAGAAGAAACCGUUUGUCGAAGAUGUUGGAGAUUGUUGCCUUGCUGGUUUCGUUCCUGUCUGGUCUGCACGCAUCCACUGCGAGCUAUUCGGAGGACCAGUGCAGCUGGAGAGGAAGUGGGCUAUCCCAGCAGCAGGGUAGUGUGGAGCAGGUCUGGCUGCGCUGUGCGGAGGGCUCUGUCGAGUGGCUCUACCCCGUCGGAGCUCUCCGCCUGACCCUGUCCCCUCGUCUGCCCUGGGGGCUUGUGGGUAGCGGUGGAGCAGGAGGAGGGGGUGGAGGAGCGGGCGGCAGCGCACUGUCCGUGUGUGUGAAGCCCAGCGAGCAGUUUGGGGGCGCCCAGCUUUACCUGGAGCGCAGCGGCGUCCUGGAGCUGCUCCUGAGCGAGGAGGAGAGCGAGGUCAACGCCUCUCCCAAGGUGCACUGCUUCAGCGCCACGCCGGGCGAGCGGCCGGCCCUCUUCCUGCAGGCCACCCCGCACCAGGACAUCAGCCGUCGGGUCGCCGCCUUCCGCUACGAGCUGCGAGGGGAUUGGCCGCCUGGGGUAUCAUCGGCGGACUCUGACCCAAUCAGCAGUGAAGAUGCCUGCAGACCUUGCAACAGUACAGAAAUCCUGAUGGCUGUGUGCACCAGUGACUUUGUGGUGCGGGGAAACAUUCGUGCUGUGGAGCGUGACGCAAGCCUCGGGGCGGCGGUGAUCAAGGUGUCCGCCACGCGUGUCUUCCGUCAGAAGUCGGCCCUGUUCACAGGCAGCGGACGCCUGACGCGCUCCGGAGAGUUCCGCACGCCGAUGCAGUGCGGCGUCCGACCGGGAGCCGGCAGCUUCCUCUUCACAGGCCACGCCCACUUCGGCCAAGCCUGGCUCGGGUGCGCGCCGCGUUACAAGGACUUCCAGCGGGCCUACAACCAGGCCAGACUGGCUCAGGAGAUGCCAUGCGAACUGGACGGUGUGUGAGGUGGAUGUGGUUGGGGUGUUGUUCAACAGCAAACCUCAGUGGGGACCAAACCACACACAAGAAGCCAGAGACACAGCUACGAGACUUGAGCUUCGAGACUUUGGCUAAGAGAUCUUUGGCCAAACAAACUUAAGCCUAGUCUGCCAAGUAGCAGGUCUCUUCAGAGAGAACCACUGUGAGGAGAAUUCUUCAUUUUAUUUCCCUGUGCAAUACCUGCCGCUCUGACCAAGGGGGCGCUACACAGCUACGCAGGACGCACGGUCCUCAGCUGGGCUCAAGAGGAAGAGUGCUAGAGCAUUAUGGGGUGGUUACCUGAAUGAGUGGAUAGAAGAUUGAUGGUCGAUGUAAUGGUCGGACUCAGCCAAACCAGUGUGUAACACCUCAUCUCAGGACACAGACACGUCAGAGUCAGACAUGUGCAGACUCUCCUACAUGUCAGGGCUACACCAGUAGUCUGAUGGAUAGCGAUCGAUCUGCACUCCAAUGUAGCAUGUGCUUAAGCCACCAAAUGAUAUUUAUGAGUGGGAGAAAGUCUGGUGUCACCAAGAGCUGCAUGAUCAGCACCGAUUGAGAGAUUUUUUAAAUGUUAUCUGAGAUUAUUAAGGAGACAUGAGUCUUCUCUCUUGUCAAUGUGUUUUGGGAGAAUUUUGCACUGUUCAUGUUUGAGGGGAUAUAUCUGGAGAAUUUGGAAGCUGCAAGCACUGUAAACCAAAUGAAAAAAAGAGUCAGAUUAUAUGUAGCAAAUGAGCCAAAAGAACUGGAUUUAUGAAUUAUAGAAUGGCUCGGACUUAAGUGACGUCAGACUUUUUUGCGUCAUGUAAGAGCCGUUAGCUUCAUGUUAGCAUAAACUAACGCCUUCGUGCUGUUCUAGCAGAGAAGCUGCCAGUACUGGCUAAAAGCAGGCAAGGCGGAGCAGAGUUUACAGCACUUUAAAUCUGCCAGAGGGGGUCUGCUGCUUUCUACACAGAAAAAUAAAAAAGAGAGAUAUAAAAAAUUAUAUAUAUUCACACAGGGCCUCUGUCUGUCCCUGUCUAAUGGAAUGAUUUCUAUCUGCUACUGCUACUCUCUCUCUAUCGUUAUCGUUCUCUCUUUCUCUCUCUCUCUCUCUCUCUC
Messenger RNA from Engraulis encrasicolus (European anchovy), 2271 nucleotides. RefSeq names its product meteorin, glial cell differentiation regulator (gene metrn). Gene Ontology annotation, biological process: glial cell differentiation; positive regulation of axonogenesis. The record is from RefSeq and is a predicted model, not a curated record. The coding region runs from base 228 to 1157 and encodes 309 amino acids. The transcript has 4 exons. Gene Ontology annotation, molecular function: hormone activity. Lineage: Eukaryota; Metazoa; Chordata; Actinopteri; Clupeiformes; Engraulidae.